Acaulospora colombiana is the source of this 120-nucleotide messenger RNA. The record is from the annotation of a GenBank genome assembly. Lineage: Eukaryota; Fungi; Glomeromycota; Glomeromycetes; Diversisporales; Acaulosporaceae.
GAAUUAUCGAUGCAAUAUAAUCCGAUGCAAGGAUUCACCAUUCAACAACAGAUUGAAAAAACAGCAAAUCGCGUUGGAUUACAAGUCCCCACUAAUAAUAGUGAGGCGGAUAUUAGUUAA